CUCUCCACUUUGUUUUGCUACUCACAAAGUCAUAGGUUACUUCACAUUCAGUUCCUGCUCUGAAGAUGAAAAGUUUGGACCCAUCCUGGGGCGAUCGAUCGAAUCUGUGCCUUAACUGCAGGCUGUAUCUGCGCUUCGUUGGAUCAAAACGAAGAAAACUGGGGCUUUUCUGAAGCCACCCCAUCCCACUCACAAAAUUUCCUGGCAACACCCUGGCAGCUAGGAUCGCGGAGCAGCCCAGCGCUGUUCGGUGUCACACAGCAAAGGAGGCAGGGAGCCAUUCUCUCGUUUCCAAGACCUGACAGCUGCAUCUCCGCAUCCCUGAGGCGACUCCCCAGUAGCCCUGUGGACAAGCCUACACCUCCGUGGUCCCCCUCCACUGCUCGAGGGUGUGUCGCUGGGGGAAGCUGGGCACUUCCUGCCCACCCCACAACUCCAGCCUGGCAUGGAGACAGGCUCUCACGGGAAUGGCAGUGUAACGUGGUAGCAGAGAGCCAUGUAUGGUGUGCAGGUGGCAGUGAGUGUGUGUGCAUAUCAUGCGUAUAUAUAUAUAUAUAUAUAUAUAUAUAUACACUAGAAACACAUGAGUAAGAUCUGCACAAGUAUUUAAAUACACAUACACUACACCCAUGUACACAGAAACACAUACACUCGUGGAGGCAGAUUUACAGUAAAACAGCAUUUGAUCAUCUGCUUCCCUUUCAUUUUGAGAGAGCUCCACAGCUGUGCAGGGAACUGGCAGGGGUGUCUGUGUGUGUAUGUGUGUGUAUGUGUGUAUGUGUGUCUGUGUCUUUGUCUGUGUGUGUGUGUUUGUGCCUGUGUAUGUUUAUGUGUGUGUGUGUGUCUGUGUGUGCGUGUGUGUUUGUGUGUGCCCACAGCAGUGCUCACAGUCACACAGCCCUUUCGUUCAGAGCACAGUGAUGAUGUAAGCUUCCUCCCUGCGAGACACGUUUGGAUAAAAUGGCCGCUGCCUCUAUUCACGCGGCUGCCUGGCUGUUUUUUACCCACUCCAGCAGUCAGCAUGUUCUGAGAAUGGCGCCAUCUUCUGUCCUCGACUGCUGGGAGGGUCACAGGCACUUGUGUUGCCCUUGCUACCCUUUAAAGGCAGUUAAACCUUCAAGAGAAUGAGGGUGUCUGAGUGGAAUUGGGAUGGCACCCCCUAUCGUCAGCAAGGAGACAGAAGGACACGUUGGCUAGCACACAGGGAAACAGACAGGGGGCGCUCAGGAACUGUGAACCCUCACAGAAAAGUGGUGGAUGGAGGUGGUAUUGAAACACCUCGAUUCAUUAAUCUCACACAUCCUCACAUUGUUUGAAACCGAUAUAAAUGUGGAAAACAGGUGGAUCCUGCCAUCCUGAGGGUCUCCCAGAUCCAGCAUCUCUGUUAUGAUAGCCCCCAUCACCUAUUAGAAUGUUUAAAACUUCAGACAAGCUCCUUUGCAAUGGGCUUCUGGGCUCUGAUUAAGCAAGCCCACUCACCUCUCGGUUCCGGAAUGCCCACAUCCGACUUACUGUCAGCCACAUCGAUGGGAAUCAACUAAGAUGAGCCAGCUGAGAAUCUCCUUCAUUUCCUUCAGAGCGGAGAGAAACAAAGGGCUUUGUCUCGUUACCACCGGGGUAUCACCGGAGAGGAUGGUCACUGCCAUAGGAUCCUCUGCCUUCUUGGGGAUCGCCUCUUGUCAUUUUGACAGGCUGAAAUGCAUUGCUCAGCGGGAGAUCCGUCUUUGCCUGUACUGAGAUAAUGCUGGUGGUCACAGAUUUCUUUGCUUAACUUCUUUUCCUGAGAGAAACAGAAAAAUAGCACAGAAACUGUGGCCCUGUUGGUAGCCCCCUGGCCUCGCACCAUGGGGGCUGUGGGUUUGAGUCCUGCCCACAUUUCCCAUGACUGGUUGGUUCCAUUCCUCAACUCUGUCUUCCAUAUUACUCUCACUGUGUGUCCCAGCAAUGGCCUCAGGGCGGAUGGCUCAGUGGGUUAGGGUCCUGUGCCUGUUAUCAGAAAGUCAUUGAGUCAAAUCCCUGGGUCAGCAGAGUGAUGUCACCACUGGGCCCCAGAGUAAGGCCCUUAGCCCCCAACAGCUCCAGAGACUGGCUGAAAUAGUGUCUGCUAAAUAAUGUAAAUGUAAAUGUUUCCAGUAGAAAACAGCUUACUUUGGAUGAACAUGCUACAGGGUAGUAGAGUUGGGGGGGGGCUCUCCAGAUUCGUGUUCCCACCUAUGAUGCACUAUGCCCCCUAGUGACUCUAGUAUGACUUUACAAGCUUGUGCCACACUUCCUUUCAGCUCGGCCCAGGUAGAACAGGCAAAACCCCAGUACUGCAGGAGGGGUACCGCAACUUAAACAACCCAGCAGACCCACAGAGGGCACGUGGUGAUGAAGAGCACCCUCCCACGGACCUUCGUAGCAUCAUUGCACCUUAUUACACAGCACAGGAUUGGCAUCGACGCAGACAUACGGAGGACAAAAAUAACACACUUUUUCAUACUUAAACCAAAUGGACAUAUCGAUCAUUUGGUGGGGGGGGGGGGUUCAAGCCGGAUUUAAUAGUCUCUUCCCUUGCUCAGCGAGAGUUCACUGUUUAUCUGGGACAUAUGUUAUUGAUUUUACCGUCUCCAUUUGCCAAACUCUUUCUGAAUGAAAAAAAAACAAUGAUUCUAGACGGCAUCUGGGUAAUACUAAUGAAAAUAAUGUUUCAUCAUUUCUUUUUUGCCAAAGAAAAUUGGAAAUGGAUGUCCUGCUGCACGUGGAUGAUGGGGGUAGAAUCGCAAAAGGGUACACACUGCCCUCUGGUGGCUGACGAGGGAAGCAUGGGCGGUCGCAAGGUGAACUAAUUAUGCUUUUGGGGGGAUCCCAGCCCGAUUUACAGAUCUGUCUUUCAUUAGUUCAGUGGCUCUAGAACAGGGCUGAUACAGAUCGGGAAACUCGGGAACAAGUGGGGGCCCACUCCAGAGAUGGCCACAUGUUAGAAGCCUAACAUGUUAGCAUUCAGGUAGUCCACUUUAUUGCUCACCUGUUCUUUCUGCACAGUAUCGGUUGAUACACUGCUCCCCACCACCCCACACCCAACCUGGAAACAAGGAAGGUUGGUCUGAAACCUGAACAGAACACCAGGGUGUCAUCCGGACCAGCGGGUCAACAUUCCAGCCAAUCAGGACCCUCACACGCCAACCCCAGGCUCUUAAUCACUAUUUUAAAUGGAUUUUAUGUCUGUCAUUCAUCCUGCAUGACGAAAAAUAUCAUCCGGCCAGUGCCUGAUCAAUACGCCCCCACCCAUGACUCAUAUGGCAGUGUCACUAGUGGCAGCCCUACAUAUAUGUGACUCUGGGCGGCGUCACACCUGCUGACUGGCAGCCAAGGCUUCAACUUCGAUCUCCCCCCACAACCUGAUAUACUUGUAUAUGCCUUGGUGUGUGAACCACCAAGGCAUAUACAAGAGCAGGGUCACAGGAAUACUGGCUGAAAGCUGAUUGGCCCCUACCCCUGUUAUUCACUGAUUCAAAAGACAUUGGCUAAUGAUAAGGUCGGCCCCAUAGCAUAAAUUGUCGCUUCUCUUAAGCCCCCACGGGGUGUCAGUGACUAUGUUCUGCAGGUCGCUUACAGCCCAGAUAAAAGCACAAAAGCAACAGCAGCCUUUAAUUUCGAUGACCCUCAGAGCAGCGUAGUGAAUUAAAACGAGCCACCGUGCAGCUUUUAUCAUUUUUGCACACUGACCCAUUUGUUGCAGGGACAACCGGGCAACCGGAUGAUUGUGAAUUCCCAUUGGCUGGUCCUGAGCCCCUCCAUUCCUUGGAGGCCAAUGGGGAGAGCCCGUGGGAUGCGGGGGGGCAAUCACUCGUACUUUCAGGCAGGUGCUUUGAUAAAAUGGUCUGUCUGCGACCACUGCAGCCUAAUCAGAUUAAUGGAGAAUGGGGGGGGGGGGUUUAAAAAUUAAUCUAACAGACCAUCCAUCUCUACUUGGUGGCACAAGCCAUAGAAUGGGAGCAGGCUCUGCUUUUUCCAAAAAAAAAAACCCAGCUUGGCACCAGAGCACGACCUGGCAUGGUCCAGAAACCCAAGGCAGGCACUUAAAAACACCUCCCCCUACCUCGCCCAGCCAGCCAUACAUUGGUUUAGCAUCAGUCCCAGAAUCCUUUCAAGAUCCUUUUAUAUUUAUACAGAUGUUGUUUUGCGGGUGCAGUCCAGCUUAAGUGCAUUAGGAAUUUUCUUUGAAUUAUGGCUUGCCUAACCAUAAGAGACAAAGCAAACAAAAAACUAUUUGUAGUAAGACUCAAAUGCUCCUUGGUGCACUUUACAUUUAAACACCUGGUUAUUUCUUUGAUAAACAAUUUUAAAGAGGCCCUAUUAUUAUUUUCUGGUGUUAUCCUUUCCUGUUAUAUAUCUUUAUGUGCAUGUAAACGAAACAGUCUGCAAAGUCUUAACGCCCCAAGUACACACCCAACUCUCACCACAGAAACUACUCUUCUCUAAUGUGUCUAAAAUGCCUCGUUGGAAUGCCAGCCCUUACUUCUGUGACAUGGUGACGUCACCUCGUGACACAAUCCUUAAUGGCCGACUACCUCCACGGGAUGAGGGCAUGCUAACGAAACUAUUUAAAAGAAAAAUAAUAAAAAAAUAUAUAUAUACAAAAAUACUUAGCAAAUAUUAAAGUGAAACCCAAGAAAUGGAUACAGUCGGUCUGAAGUGUGCGUUCGGGGUCGUGAUGACAUGCGUCAUUCUCCUCCUGGGAGGCUUCCGAUGGGAACUUCGCAUAAAAACGCCGUAUUUUACAUGUGAAAGGGGUAAGUGGGGUGCUAUGAUAAGCAGUACCAUGCUUAGAAUAAUGAAUAAAAGGGCUUACAGUAAAGCUGGCCAAGAAGCAGUGGUCCUUAUUUGGGGCAGCUGAGGUCUAAUUAAGCCGCUCGCCUGUGCGUUUGGAGCGCAAACCUUCAUUGCGCUCACCGUGCAGCAAUCCACAGAAACUUAACACAGAUAAAAUAGAGGUUUACUCCAGUGUGUACAGCUCAGUGCUUCAGUAAAGGAUGAAAAUGUCCCGGUAAGCAUUGGAACAUCUUUUCCCGGAUGGGGGUCUGUUCCCUGCUUUCCCGUAAGGGAUGAGGAUGCUGGCCAGGGUAGAGAUGUUAUGAUGAUUAAUGACUGUGAGGCAGCGGGCUGGGCUGCGGAGGGGGGGGCGCUGUUACUUGGUCUGAAAGCUCUAAUUGCAUCAGGCUGCUGGGUAAUGAAGGCAGUGGCUUGACAGCUGCAGGUUCGCGCCACAUGAGCCGGAGACGGCGACCUGCUGAGCCCACCCGCCAUGCUCAACAAGCAGAAGGGGAACCCUCAGUGCAGUCCUUCAAGGAAGCGGGCCCAGGUGCAGCAGCUGCACCUUCACCUACUCAGGUAAGACAUCUUCACCAUCCAGGCCUUUGUGAAGAUGGCAUUCUUCCCAUAUACUGUAUUCUGCUAUCUGUAUUUAGCAAGGAAAUAUACUGUAUAUAUAAUGUACUAUAAAUAUGCAAUGAAAUAUGUAUUUUUCAGUAUAUAUGGGUUGGUUUCCCAUCCUCGGUUGUUCCUUGCCUUGCGCACAUAGCUCCGGGAUAGGCUCCGGACCCCCAUGACCCAGCACAAGACAAGAGGUUAUGGAAAAUAAUUGAUGGAUUGAUUAUCCAGUGUAUAUUAAAACCAACAGAUGAAAGUUGGCGACUCAUGUUUGGGGUCUUGCUGAGAUAGCCCUGAUCAUGAGGUGCCCUGACAACUUCGGGGAGUGUGACCAAGAGGAUGGAUGAUGCAAAGUGGCUCAUCGACAGGCGAGGCGGGUUUCUCGAGUUUUUGGGGCAGCAUACCCAGUCCUCCCAGUGGACUAAACUUCCCCCGACAGUGUGUCUCCUCCAGCAACACCUCAACCAGCCUCAUCCUACUGCUGACCUUCCCUUGCUCUCUGUCUUUUACCUCCAUUCUGAUGGUUUCAAUUGGCAUUACUGGAAGCUCUGUUGUAUUUCGCACCUACACUUAAAUCCUACUCAGUUCUUUGGGCACUAUUUAUUUGAAUAGUUUUACUGCUGUUAAGUUCUAAGCAGUCUUUGCUCAGCUUUUGUUCUUCUCUUGAUGCUGGUCACUCAUAGGAAGCUCAAACUAGCAGCACUGGUGCCCCUUUGGCUCCUUGACCUGCUUGUGAUGUUCUACCUGCCACACUUGUACGACACUAUGAGAUUUCACUAUGAAACAUGUGUCACAUAUUGACACACACUCCCAGGGAGUCUCCUGCCCUCCCUCCUGUGCUUCCUGCAGGAGGCUCCAGGCCUCUGGAUAAGUGGUUACAGAAGGCGGAUAGAUGGAUAUUGUGACAUAAUCCUAAUGAUAAUGGUUAACACAACACCAUUUCCCAUAAACAAAAUAAGAUCCAUACAUACUUGCAUAUAAAAACACUUAACGCAAGAAAAUACAAUGCAAACAAAAGGCGAAGAGAAAAUGGAAAACUCAGGUACUGAAACAGCUUGUUGUAAUGAAGAUUUUCACAAGGUCGGCGCUCUCCUAUCCGCAUAAACCAAUCCCACAUUCUGGCCCUAUAGGAUGUGAAGCCCCCAGGUAAUCCGUUUAAUCCCCACCAAUAAUACGUUUAACCCUCCCCCAGGUAAUCUGUUUAACCCCCCCCAAUAAUCCGUAUAACCCUCCCCCAGGUAAUCCGUAACUGGCUAUUUCAUUGCUCGAGACCCAAACAUGUUUUAACAUCUAAAACAUGACUCUGAAAGGGUCGUUGAUUUGUCAUUUGGGUUGGGUUCUGAACUUGUGUUUGCAUGUUCUCUCAUUAUAAAAUCCUUCAAAGGCCAACGGCAACACAGUUUGUGCUGUUCCCUGUGCUCAUACCAUGCUGUUUCCCACUACUGCUUCCAGAACAUUCCAUGGACAUCUGGUUCUUGGUUGUUUUCUCAUUCAUCACAAUCCUUUACAGCAACAUUACCCUCGUGGUGUGAAGCAGCACUUGCCCCCGUACAAUAGUGCCCCAGAUGCCCUAGAUCUAGGACAUCCCCACCAACCCUGCCAACCACUGCCAGAGCUUUGCUGUGGGUCUGGAGUUGCCCUCUCCAUCUUCACACCCUCUAGUGGUGAACAGGUAUAUCAACAGCCGACUGAGGGGCCUGAUAAAGCAACUGAGGGAUCGGACUCGGUCAUCAAACUGUAUGCCUCGUCCCCGGAGCACAGCCGCCCCCAUCACACCAGCUUGGAGAAAGCGGCACGUCCCGGAGAAAGACGAGGAAGAGGAGGAGGGAGGGGAUGAAGGGGCGACCGCCAAGGAGGGGGAGGUUAAAGUUGAGGAAGCAAGAAGGGAGGCGGAUGGGAAGAUGAACGAGGAGGACAGGGAGGGCGGCCCGGGGGACAGAGCGGCAGGCCCAGCCCCCCCUCUCUCAGGCACCUUCUGUCUGCUCAGGCCGCUGGAGGAGAAGCUGGACGCAUGGCUGGGCGAGACCCUGGAUCCCUUUACAGACCGCAGGUAUCUCUCCUGGCUCGGCAUUGUGACACUCGCCUUUGGCUACAACAUCUGGCUCAUCCCAGCGCGUGCGGCCUUCCGGUGCCAUACUGAGUGCAGCGCCCCCUUGUGGUUCUGCUGCGACCUGCUCGCCGACACCGUGUAUGUCGUUGACAUGCUUUUCAUCCAGCCCCGGCUGCAGUUCGUCAAAGGCGGCGACGUCAUCGUGGACAGGAUUUUUACGACAAAGAACUAUCAAGACUCCACGAGAUUCAAGACUGACCUCAUGGCGAUCCUUCCCUUUGAGCUGCUCUAUCUUCAGUUCGGCUUCAUGUCCGUCUUCAGGGCCAAUCGCAUGCUGAGACUCAGAUCAUUCUUCGAGUUCAGCGACCUUUUGGAGAGCAUGAUGACGAAAACUUACAUUUGGAGAGUGAUCCGGACCAUUGGCUACCUGCUCUUCAUCCUGCAUCUGGACGCUUGCCUGUACUACACAGCAUCAGAGUACGAGGGCGUGGGCUCCACCCAGUGGGUCUACAAUGGCGAGGGCAGCGCCUACCUGCAAAGCUUCCUCUAUGCGGAGAAGUCCCUCCUCAUGAUCGCAGAGCUGCCCUUGCCUGACACUUUAUUUGGGCUGAUGUUUCAGAUGAUGAACUACUUCAUAGGAGCUGCCUUCCUGUCUACGUUUCUGGCCCAGAUGAGGGUUGUCAUCAGUGCUGCCACUGCCCACCAGACCUACUUCCGCAAAUCCAUGGACAAUGCGGUGACCUACAUGAACACCAACAAGAUCCCCAAGCUGGUGCAGGACAGAGUGCGCACCUGGUACAUGUACACCUGGGAGUCCCAGGGCAUGCUGGACGAGUCAGAGCUGCUGGAGCAGAUGCCCCUGGUCAUGAGGACGGCCAUCGCUGUGGACAUCAACCUCAGCACCUUCCAGAAGAUCGAUCUCUUCAAGGGCUGUGAGGGGCAGAUGCUGGUGGAUAUGCUGUUGCGGCUGAAGCCCGUAGUGUAUCUCCCAGGAGACUUUGUGUGCAAGAAGGUGACCGGGAACAUCGGGAAGGAGAUGUACAUUAUCAAGGCCGGGGCUGUGCAGGUGGUGGGGGGGGACAAUGAGACGGUGCUCGUCACGCUCAAGGCUGGAUGCGUCUUUGGGGAGAUCAGCCUGCUGCAGUCCGCACCCAAUGGUGGAAACCGACGGACAGCCAACGUCAUCGCCCAUGGCUUUGCCAACCUCUUUGUGCUGGACAAGAAAGACCUCAACGACAUACUGGUGCACUACCCAGAAUCGCAGAAGGUCCUGGCCAGGAAGGGGAGGAAGCUGCUGAUGGCCAAGGAUCUGGCAGGGAGGGGGCAGUUAAAGGGGCAGGUCACACCCAUGGUCUGCCAAGUGGAGAGACUCCAGGUACUGCUGCAGAAGUCACCUGCGUCUCUGCAGAGGGUGCCCAAGACAUUCAGAUCGAGUCAGAACUAGUUUGGCUCCACAAAGAAGCCCAGCACAUCAAUGAAAGGGUUUCAGGGCUGAGGAUUCAUCCUGGAGGCCUCAGCAACAGGAAGCGGCCAGCGCUGACAUAGACUGAAUAAGGCUGCCUCUGUGGCCCUGAAAUCGGGUCACAUGGUCCAACCUGUCACUCUUAUCUCUGUAAUUCUAAUUUAACUUUUGAACAUUUAAUUUAGUUUUCUGUCCCCCAAUUUCUCAUUAGUUAGUUCAGUUUAUUUAUGCAUAGGUAAAACGAGAAAGUAUGAUUUGUUUUUAUUUUUCCAGGUUGUAACCUCUAAUGACGAUGAUGAGAACAGCGCCCUCUAGUGAACAUCCCUCAGGUUUAUACUUAACCUUGGCCCAGGACUGGAAAAGAAGUUAUGGAAGAUUGAUUAAUGCUUAAUUUCCUUUGCUUUUUUCUUUUGAAACUUGCAUCAAUAAUUCUGGCCCCUUUCAUCUAGCCUACCCUUUACAUUUCAAAUGCUUGUUUUGUAUUUAGGACUAUUUUAAAGAUAAUGCUUUAUUGGCCAUUGCACAAGUACUAUAUAAGUACAGGUACAUAGAAAUUCAUCUCUUCACCUACCCUAUUCUGCUCUCUAUAGCUCAGGCGUUACAGCACGGUGUCAAUCAUUGUGUGGUGCCCCUGGAGCUGGGGCUUAAGGGCCUUGAUCAAGGGCCAACGGACAUGUGACUGAUCUGACAAGGCCAAUGCUUGAACCGGCAACCUUCCGAUCACAGAAUCUUAGUCCCCUGAAUCACUCACCACCCAAAUGUGCAUUCAAGAGCCUGCCAGUCAGUGGCCACAGUGUCAGGCGGGAUGUUUACCUGUUGGGUGAAAAGCCUCUCACAGCUGGAGGAAGGUCGUUUGUGACACUGAAGUCUGCAGCACCGGGAUGUCCUGUGUGUGCUGAGGAAUAGAGCUUCUGAAAGCUCCAGAAAGAACCCGGGAAUCCUGAGUGGAAAACUCUUUCCGGCACUUUGUUAUGCUUUGAUCCAUGAGAAACUGCCCUGCACCUUCACGCUCGACUUGGCUCUUUAUUUAUUUGUGCAUUUCAGCCGAUUAAACGCUGAAAGCAUUAUUUCAUUGUAACAGUGGCUCAGCAUGCAGAAAAGCAAGAGUUUGCAGUAUACUGGAUAAUAAUGUAAAACCAACUGGCAGACUGACCAUUUUCAGAUUUAUGAUGUAAUAUGCAUUGCUUUGAAUGAUUUAGUUUUAGUCAUGCAGUUCUUCUGGAAGAAAUUAGCAGGUGGGUCCAUCUAAAGCAGGAGUGGGCAAUUAAUUUUCCCAGGGGGCUACACAUGAAACUGGCAGUGUUGUGGGGGGCUGGACCAAUAGGCUGAACUCAAUUCUGCUCUACAUUAAUUUGUUCCCUUUAUAAACUGUAUGGUUUUGAUUAGCUGCUACUGGUAAGAGUAUGUGUUACAAUAAAGCAAUAAAACAUGGA
Paramormyrops kingsleyae is the source of this 10357-nucleotide messenger RNA. RefSeq names its product cyclic nucleotide-gated channel beta-3-like. Gene Ontology annotation, molecular function: cGMP binding; protein-containing complex binding; intracellularly cGMP-activated cation channel activity. The record is from RefSeq and is a predicted model, not a curated record. NCBI's taxonomy places the organism in Eukaryota, Metazoa, Chordata, Actinopteri, Osteoglossiformes, Mormyridae. Gene Ontology annotation, cellular component: photoreceptor outer segment; intracellular cyclic nucleotide activated cation channel complex; plasma membrane. Gene Ontology annotation, biological process: monoatomic cation transmembrane transport.